AUGCCUGAUGAUAAAUAUGCAGUCUCAUUUAAUGCUGGCGUAGAUUUCUAUAAGAAGGGCCAGAUUUAUCAAUCAUUGCAGUGCUUUGCCGAUAUUAUCAAUGAAGGUAAAACACUUUCACAGGAACCAACAGAAGAGUUUGUCAGAUACUUUGCAAACACUGUAAACUAUAUCAGAAUUAUUUCUCUUUCAAUUCAAUCCCCUCUUGAAAAGAAAAUUUCUGCAAUUGAGGAUGAAUUCGAAAUCAACACAAAGAAGAUCAAAGAAUUCGGAGAUCAGCAAAAGAAUUCAAAAACACUUCGUGAGCUAUGUGUUGAAACAGCUAACUACAUUUCACCUCUAAUCGAUGAUCUUUCCAUUGACUUUACUGACGAAAAGGAAACAACAUCCACUUACAAGAUUAUAACUGCAGUUGCAGUCAGUGUGUCUAUUUGUGCUGCUGCUUACUUCUUAUUCCGCAAAAAGAAAUUACCAGAAAUCAAGACAGCAAAGAAGUAA
Molecule: messenger RNA, 498 nt
Organism: Trichomonas vaginalis G3
Lineage: Eukaryota; Parabasalia; Trichomonadida; Trichomonadidae
Exons: 1
Coding region: 1-498 (165 amino acids)
Source: RefSeq, a predicted model, not a curated record